Messenger RNA from Mercenaria mercenaria, 1712 nucleotides. RefSeq lists its product as uncharacterized. The record is from RefSeq and is a predicted model, not a curated record. Lineage: Eukaryota; Metazoa; Mollusca; Bivalvia; Venerida; Veneridae. The transcript has 5 exons. The coding region runs from base 12 to 809 and encodes 265 amino acids.
UGAAAUGUCGAAUGGGAUCCCGUAGUUGUUUGGGCCAAGAAAUGGCUGCUGCUAAACUUUCAGAAACAGUUUCUGUCUACGAUGAUGACGAAAAAUGGAAAAAAGAAUUAGAAAAGGCCGGUUUUAGUCAUAUCGAUGGCACAAGGCCAAUUUGUUACGACUGUGGGCUGAGACCAGUACUUGAUAAUGGAGACUCACCAUCGCAAAUACAUGCAGAGUUAUUUGGACAAUGCAAAUUUGCAAAAGAAAACAUUUUGGCAAGGACAGAAACAGAAAAGGCUGAAGCAGCACCAGACAAACAAAGAGUUGAGAGCGAGACUGUCCCACAUACGCCUGAAUCUGAAGGCACAUCACUAAAUGCACGAGGAGGUGAAAUAUUGAGAGCUGAAGCACUACUCGAUACAGAGAUAGGUGAAACUCCUGCAACUAUAGACGGAAGUGAGACACCGCUACAUACAUACACUAAUAGAAAUGAUUUGACACCAACAAAGGGACACAUAACAAAUAACUGCGACAAAGACAAUCAUAAAAUGGAUGAGACUGAAAUGAGGAUGGCACCGACGCCUCGGCAUGCAAUUUCUCAACAGAAGCCCAAUGAGAAGAGACAUAUUGUUGCGACUGAAUAUCGGAAGAAAGAACUGAAAGCCAAAACACAAUGUCUGUCCUGUUGUAAAAGCUUGAGAAAUCAUUCUAUGUAUACAUUCAAACCGUGUGGCCAUUUUUUUUGCUCAGAUUGUGCAUCUGAUCAAGUUGUGUGUAAAAUAUGUAAACAACCUUUUGAACAAAAAAAGAAAACCUAUUGGUCAUAACACUGAAUGUAUGAGAAGAAAAAGCAAAACAGGUAUGGAAGCUAAACAUUUCAAAAGAACAACUUUUGCGUUGUGAAUUCCACAUAUGAGUACACAUCAUGUGACGUACUGUAUAUUUAUGUAAAUGUGAUAAUCAGUAUUAAUCACAAUAAAAUGAUGCGUUAGUGAUAUUAUAUAUUUAAAGAUCAACUUGAAAAACAAGUAUAAUGUGAUAUUUAAAACGUUCAUUUUAUAAAUUUUGUAUUAGUUUAUCUAUGCAAAAAAUACGCGGGGUGAGCUAGUUUUAUCAACUGUCGUCUGGUCGUCGUCCUUCUGUCUUCUGUAUAAAUAGACACAAUUUCAGACGACCUCUUCUCCUAACCAGCUCCAGAAUUACAAUACGUUAAGGUAUAGGUCCAUAUUUCGGAGAAAAAAUAUUCGAACGUCAUCAAAUCAUAGAAAGAAAGCAUUGUUUUACAUGAAAUUAAAACAGCAUAUAAAACAUUUAUAUUAUUGUACAAAACCAUUGUCAAUCCGAUCUGGCCCCCUAAAUAGGAGGGCAUGACCUCCUCACGUACCUCAAAUUUUGGAGAAAAAUUCAGCACCGCACCCCCAAUGAACUGGGUCUGAUAUACAUACACUCUGUACCUUUAAAACGAUAACUGAACUCCCAAGCGACAUAGUUCUUUUCUUUCUUCUCUACUUCCUUCUUCCUUCCUUUUUUUUCUUACCUUCCAAAACUCUUUGCAUAAUAUUCGUAUUGAAUCCGACGUGAUUUUGAUUCGAAACAGGUUAAGUUCAUGUUUGUUUUUGACUAUAUAUAUCAUUGACAUUAUAUAUAAAAUUGUAUGUCAUAUAUAUGUUAUGCAAAGAAAAAUAAACGGGGUUACCCAGCUGGGGCCUCAAAAAAAACAAAAAAAAAAA